This is a messenger RNA of Osmerus eperlanus (European smelt), 3946 nucleotides long. RefSeq names its product regulator of G-protein signaling protein-like. Lineage: Eukaryota; Metazoa; Chordata; Actinopteri; Osmeriformes; Osmeridae. The transcript is spliced from 21 exons. The record is from RefSeq and is a predicted model, not a curated record. The coding region runs from base 680 to 3721 and encodes 1013 amino acids.
GACAGUCCGGUUGCAGCUGUGUUCCCAGCAAAAAUGAAUGGGAGUCAUCAAACAGACGGGCCUCUGUCAACAUCGAUGAAAUCCACCGGUGAAAUUGAUGACCAGCUACCAGAUAUAUUAAGGGAUGUAGUCUUCGUGGAUUUUUUCAACACAUUUCUAAAUUUACCGGUGUUUGGACAGACUCCAGUUUUCUUUCUGUCGGGAAACAAAUGGUUUCCGUGUCCUGCUAUAGGCCAGGUAGGCUAACCGUCGUUAGUGAAUUGACUAUUAAGUCGAGUGAGUUGAACAGUAGGUCAAUUGCCAUCAUAAUAAAACACUACUGUUACGUUUUACAUAAUUACGUGGACAUUCUCCAUGAUCUAUGUGGGGGCAGCGGGUCAAUAGAAGAGGGUUUCUGAAGUGGCUGACAGCCCAUCGACUGCCCUCUUUCAAAGACACUGAGUUGUUCAGAUGCUAUAAGCUCUGUAAAGAGCUCCUUGACUUCUCACAGUAUCACUCGAAAGGUAGACAAGACAAUCACAAGCCAUAGAAACAGGGUUUCGCUGUUAUACCUAACUGAUGUCGAUGUGGCAGAUAAGAUGCACUUUGAUUUGAUCUUGAAGAACGUUAUACAGAUGUUCUAAACUGGACAACAGCGGACCAGUGGCUACUUAAGAAGUGCAUUGGCAGUGUCAGGGGAAUGAAUCGAUUUUGCACUUUCAUACAAAGCUCUCGAGGCGAGGAGUUGGUAGCGUUCUGUGUUCGAGUGUCGCGGUUGCUUGCGAUGAAUGCAGAGGACCCCAGGUACCACUCUCUCCUGACUGUGAUCAAGGUAGUUCACCUCAGGGAGGGGUCAAGUGUGCCGACUGCCUGCCGCAUCUCCACAGAUGCCUUCGUGGACAUUAUGUCCGGUGACCAUCCUGAUGGUGACAGAAAGCAAGUCUUGGCUCAGAUGUACACCAAAACCUUGCAGCGGCUCCAGGUCUACUGGCUCCCUCAGUUCCUGCAAUGCUGUAAGACCUCCAUACAACGUGUAUCCGAGUGCAGCUCUGUCGCUCAGCAGUACAGCUCCAUAGCCUCCCUCGAGGCUGCGGCUGUGGAUCUAAGACCCUUUCCCCAGGAUGCGGGCCUGGGCCUGGGCCUGGAGGAGAAGGAGGGGCUGCCGCCUGGGAGUUCCACGGUGACCUACUGUUCUAAACACACCAAGAGGCUCCUGUGGACGGAACCGCUGGAACCAGCAACCACCACCCUGGAGGCUGAGGGUCUUCGACCUAGCUUCUGCCAGUGGCUUCCAUUUGGGGGCGCCACGGACCAGGAGGGAUGCACCAACGUUGUGCACAAUCAGAUGGAUUUCCAGGCGGUUGCGACUGAUGGCGAGCCUAAAAAGACGCCUUUGACAUCCAAAGAGGGCAGCGGCCGAGCUAGAGAGGCGGACCCGUGCCUCGCCAGCACUGCCCCUUCCAGACAGGAGGAGAGUCAGGUGAAGGAGGUGGUCGUCCCACACGUCUGCCUGGAGACCCCUGCCCUCUACCUCCCCGUUAACCUCCCAGUCCCAGCUUCCCCCCCGGAGCUCCGCGGCCUCAGGUACUUGACGCUCGCUUUGUCGGCGGACGGCAUCGCCGGUGGCCCCUUCCACGCGUUCCUGCGGGAGAAGAGCUUGCGGGCCCAGCUGUGCCAUCUGGCCCUGUGGCAGGAGCUGGAGCUGUUCCUCAGGAUCUCUCUCAGGGCCCAGGGAGAUGACUCCUUCGACGGGCACAAGCAGGCCGUGGCCAGGAGGAUCAUCCUUAUCUACCUGUCGGAAGCCGCGGAGACAGAGGUCCAGCUUGAGGCUGAGACGAGCAGCCAUCUUAGCAGACUCCUUCCCUCUGGAACGGUUAUCCCAUGGAUAUACAAAGCCAGACAUGAGAUCUGCCAGGUGCUUUGGGUGUCGUACGAUGCGUUUUUGGACGAGGAGGACAACUGUUUCAGUUCCUAUGUGUUUGACAAUGACAAGAGUGAAGAUGAAAACUGUGGGUGGAUACUGACCUCUAGUGGUCACCACACGGCAGAGCAGCAGCGGAGUCGCAUGAGGGAGGCGCUGGCCCUGAGUCAGGCCUGCUGUAGCCAUGGCGAUGACGCAUCGAGGGUGUCCGAGGAGAGCUGGGCUCAGAUAGCACUUGAGGAUGUGGCUAGGGGAGGGUCUGUCCACAUGCAGUACAUAAAGUGUGAUCCAUUUGAUCUACCAUUUGAGUUGUUGGCGUUGAGGUAUCCAAACAAGGCAGCAGAACAACUAAGUUUAAACUACCAGCUCUAUUACAAGAAGAUGCCUAGCUUUGGUGAAUCCACAAAAACAGUACCCAGUAGUACUGUGAUAAAGAGAAUUCCCAUCAUGUUAAAGAAGAACAGCAGUUUCAUGCGAAGGCCUUCGAUGAGGCCAAGGUCAUUUGCGGACGUGUUCAGGUCUUCUGUGAGUUUGGAUUUCUUCAAACGCUUCUUGCGUGUAAAUAAUGCCUAUGGACCCCUGCAGUACAUACAGGAAGUGGAAAAGCUUAAGGCUUUGGAUCAUACUAAAGCCCAAAGAACCAAAGUCCAUGCCAUUGUGGAUAGGUUCUUUCUGCGGAGUGACUCCAUGAAAUACCUGCAGUGCAAGGCUGACAUCAUCUUCCAGGUGUCACAAAUGCAACAUGUCACCUGUGCGACUCUCUACAACGUCCAAGAGAUGGUUUCAAAGUCUCUUGAAAGCACAUGGUUUAAAGUGUACCAGGACACCUUCCCACCCUGUCCGACAGUGGUCACGGACACCACCCAGAGAGCAACACUGCUGAGCAACAAACUGAGGAACGUCUGGAGAGUGCUCACCCGAUUUAUUAAAAGUGUCUGCAAAUUCCGCAACGCCAUGAAAGACCCGUCCACGAGAAGUACCUUCGAACAGUACCUGAGACACAGCUACGCCAGCUUCUCCGAAGCUUGUUCUGACAUCGUGUUGAAUCAGACGCACUCAGACGCCCCCCUGCCCCCCAAGGAAGAGGGGGACGCCCCCAUGAAAGUACGCGUCAUCAAUCGCAAGGUCAUCGUCGUGGACUUCCUGGUCAACGACCUGUCCUUCUAUCUGGAGUGUGAGAGGUUCCGGAGCUUGGCGGACGCGUGCACGGUGAUGGAGUCGGCAGGUAUGAACGGGGAGAACGACCACGACAUGCUGCACAAGAAGGCGGAUAUGAUCGUCAUGCUCUUCCUCAAGUCCGAGAUCUCGCCCAAACUUCGGAUCAACAUUGCUGAAAAUCAGAGGGAUUUCAUUCUGCAGCAUUUUUGGGAAGGGGAAGUAGACCGUGGCCUUUUUCACCCUGCCAUCCUUUCCGUCUUCCCCAACCUGAUCUUCUGUUGGAGAAAGUUUUGCUGUCAGAAGGUGACAAACAAUCUGACCGUUGUCAAGGGGACAAAGAAGCCACUGCUGACCUCCCCUGACUACUUGAACCCUCUGAAAGACCAGUAUCGAAAAAUCAAGACAAUCACCUCUGCCGCAGAGGAACAAACCACUUUGCGCUUUACCAUCCACCAUGGCCUCAGACUGAUCCUGCCUCUGUUCAGGUCAGAGGUCAAAGAAGAUCUGCCAACAAAAGUCCCCAGUCACCAUCGAUCCAUUUCCUCUGUCCAUUUAAAGUCUAUCUCUGAACACCAUCCGCAUCUCAGUAUCCAACUACCACACCCAGAUGGCGGCAUAACCCCAGAAGGCGCUGUGAUCUUAGAGGAAGGCCAGCACAAAUAAACUGUGCAACUGUACAAAUAAAAAUGCAAGAUGAAAAAGUUUGGUACUGCUUGAAACCGUGGAAAAAAGUUGUGUUACAUUUUCGUUACAAAGGCUAUGGCAAGAAACUUGGCAGUUCACUUGACAGUAAAUAAGGAUUGAAACCUAAAGUAUCUAUUUUCUUUAAAUACCCUUGCUUUUCCUCGGUGGUGAAGUGUGCGACAUCAUUCAUUCUCACUGAGGAGA